AUUUACCGCCCCCUUUUUAUUCGCCCUUUAAUCGGCCCCCGCUCCUCCGCUGUCAGUUGCGAUCUGUCGCCGCCAUGCCCGGGCUCCUUCUCGGCGAUGUCUUUCCGGAUUUCGAGGCCGAUACGACGAUCGGCCAUAUCAAGUUCCAUGAGUUCCUGGGAGACUCAUGGGGUGUCCUUUUCUCCCACCCUAGAGACUAUACGCCGGUGUGUACCACAGAGCUGGGACGGGCCGCAAAGAUGGCGCCAGAAUUCAAAAAGCGAAACGUACGCAUGAUCGCUCUGUCCAUAGAUUCGGUGCCGGAUCAUCUCGGCUGGAGCAAGGACAUCAAUUCUUACAACUGCGAAGAGCCCAAGGAGACCCUUCCCUUCCCCAUUAUUGCAGACCCCAAAAGGGACCUCGCUGUAAUGCUGGGGAUGCUGGAUCCCGAUGAGAAGGACAAUGAGGGGAUGCCAGUGACUGCCCGAUGUGUCUUCAUCAUUGGCCCAGAUAAGAAGAUGAAGCUGUCCAUCUUGUAUCCGGCCACCACCGGUAGGAAUUUUGAUGAGAUCCUGAGGGUGGUGGACUCCCUGCAGCUGACCGCUCACCACAACGUUGCGACUCCCGUCGACUGGAAGCCCGGCGACAGAGUCAUGGUGCCUCCGAAUGUCCCCGAGGCAGAAGCCAGUAAGAUCUUCACCUGCGGCGUUUUCACCAAAGACCUACCUUCUGGGAGGAAAUACCUGAGAUAUACAGCGCAACCAAAAUAAAGGUCCCCCACCCGCUGACACAGAAGUUUCCCUGUUUCUACGGAUAUAUUCUGAUUUAUAAAUCCAGAUCUGAUGGUACGUUGUUGUAUUGCUCAUCUCUUCUGUCAGGCAGAGGUUUCCAGGCACUGAUCACCGGCUGAAUGUUUGCACUUCAGCACCCUACCACCAAAAACAUCUCUGACCAAACCCCUGAAUGUUCAGCCAUGUGCCAACGUCUUGUGCCUUCCUCACUACAAUGUCAGUCUGUAUUUCUACUAGAAAACAAACCUAUGCACUUCUAUGUCCUCAGUUUGGGGGGGGGGGCGGUCUGUGUAGAAGAUGAUGACCUUCUGGACGGCUGCA
Molecule: messenger RNA, 1091 nt
Organism: Hyla sarda
Lineage: Eukaryota; Metazoa; Chordata; Amphibia; Anura; Hylidae
Gene: PRDX6
Product: peroxiredoxin 6
Exons: 5
Coding region: 75-749 (224 amino acids)
Biological process (GO): cellular oxidant detoxification; cell redox homeostasis
Cellular component (GO): cytosol; mitochondrion
Molecular function (GO): peroxiredoxin activity
Source: RefSeq, a predicted model, not a curated record